AUAUUAUUAACCCCCCCCCCCCCCCGUUGUUACCUCGGUUCCCCCCUCUCCGGCUUAUUUUACAAAGAGGGGCAACCGCCACAGACAUGGCAUCUUCGUCGGGCAAUGAUGACGAUCUCACCAUCCCCAGGGCUGCCAUCAAUAAGAUGAUCAAAGAAACUCUGCCCAAUGUCAGGGUGGCCAACGAUGCCAGGGAGCUGGUGGUGAACUGCUGCACCGAGUUUAUCCACCUCAUCUCCUCCGAGGCCAACGAGAUCUGCAACAAGUCCGAGAAAAAGACCAUCUCCCCCGAGCAUGUCAUACAGGCACUAGAGAGUUUGGGCUUUGGCUCCUACAUCAGCGAGGUGAAAGAAGUCUUGCAGGAAUGCAAAACUGUAGCAUUAAAGAGAAGAAAGGCAAGUUCUCGCCUAGAAAACCUCGGAAUUCCUGAAGAAGAGCUUUUAAGACAACAGCAAGAAUUAUUUGCAAAAGCCAGACAGCAGCAAGCAGAAUUGGCUCAGCAGGAAUGGUUGCAGAUGCAACAAGCGGCCCAGCAAGCACAGCUUGCAGCAGCAUCUGCCAGUGCAUCGAAUCAAGCGGGUUCCUCUCAGGAUGAAGAGGAAGAUGACAUCUAAAUUUUCCCUGCUGAAUUUCAAUCCACCUUUCUGAAUAAUUUUCGCCUGCACAAUGAAAAACCGUGAAAAAAAACAAAACGCUUACUUGUAAAUUUUUUUUUUUAAUGCAUCUUGGUGGACUGGUCAUUCAUAUUCUAGGGAUAUGUGUUUAAGUCUCAACUGUUGUAUGCUUUGUACACAUCAAAACGCCUGUUUGAAGUGUCAAUAAUCCAAGGUUCAGUAUCAUAUCAAUAGAGAAUUUUUAAUGGUCUUUAAGAAAAUUUUAUAUUAGCAACAAGUCAUUAACUUGAACAAUAAGCAGUGUUAAAUUCAAAUACAACUUUAUUAAAUAUAGUGAGAUUUAUAUAGAAGCUCUAAGAACACAUUUCCUUUUUCCCUUUUAACUGAAUUUAAAUCUUAGGGAUUUUUUUUUUUUUAAUUUUGAGGUUGGGGAUGGGGCAUGAAUUAAACAACGUUAAUAGAUCUUUUUCAAUGUUAAAUUUUACGGGAGGAUGUAAAACCUUUGUAAAGGUCAAUAAAAAUGUGUACUUUGUACCAUUCCUGCCAACAACUAUCAAUUUAGUGUUUGUAAAAAAAAAAAAAAAAGAAAAGGUACAACAGUCUUCAUAUUUGAGUCUUGAGGGUUCAUUUUUAGGAUUUAUUUUUCAUUUUUUGCAGUGCCCGCUAAGAGUUAAAGGAAAUUCAUUCAGUGUUGCUGUGUGAUUUACAACAAAAAAAAAUACUUGUUUAAAUUUGACAUGGGGUGAAAAACUAUUUAAUAAGGCCUUAUAUGACCAAAUACAUCCCCCCCCCCCCCCCACACACACACCCCCAAUCCUAAACAUUAGGUUACUUUGUUUUCAUAUUACUGUUCAAGUCACAGCUUACUGGUAAAGAUGUUGCACUUUUUUAUUUUGUUUGUUUUAAAUGAUUACUGUAUUAUCCUGGUUAACAUUUAGCAAACUUAACCAACAUUACCAAUUAAGAGUUUAAGUUGUGCAUUCAUAUUGUAUUCAAGGAUAUUUAUGUUAAUUUGUUGGCAGACCACUUAUCUGAAAUGUGAAUGCAGUAAUGAUACAUUUCAUUA
This is a messenger RNA of Pelobates fuscus (common spadefoot toad), 1680 nucleotides long. RefSeq names its product down-regulator of transcription 1 (gene DR1). The transcript is spliced from 3 exons. Lineage: Eukaryota; Metazoa; Chordata; Amphibia; Anura; Pelobatidae. Gene Ontology annotation, biological process: negative regulation of transcription by RNA polymerase II; RNA polymerase II preinitiation complex assembly. Gene Ontology annotation, cellular component: negative cofactor 2 complex. Gene Ontology annotation, molecular function: RNA polymerase II general transcription initiation factor activity; TBP-class protein binding; protein heterodimerization activity. Bases 87 to 614 code for a protein of 175 amino acids. The record is from RefSeq and is a predicted model, not a curated record.